AUGGCGCAGUACAACAUUGUCGUUUUCGGGGGUGACCAUUGCGGUCCAGAGGUUGUUGCCGAGGGUAUCAAGGUUCUCAAGGCCAUUGAGGAGAACAGCCCCUCUACUGGUACCUUCAACAUCCAGGAGCACCUGAUGGUGCUCCAUCAAUGCCCACGGCACCCUCUCACCGACGAGGCCCUCGAAGCGGCCAAGAACGCCGACGCCGUCCUCCUCGGUGCCAUCGGCGGCCCGGAAUGGGGCACCGGCACCGUCCGACCCGAGCAGGGUAUCCUCCGCAUCCGCAAGGAGAUGGGCACCUACGGUAACCUCCGGCCCUGUUCCUUCGCGUCCGACUCGCUGGUGGACGCGUCGCCGCUCAAGGCCGAGGUGUGCCGAGGCACCGACUUUGUCAUUGUGCGCGAGCUCACGGGCGGCAUCUACUUUGGCGAACGCAAGGAGGAUGAGGGCGACGGCAAGGCGUGGGACACGGAGCCCUACUCGCGCGAGGAGAUUGAGCGCGUGGGCCGGCUGGCGGGGUUCCUGGCGCUCAAGCGCGGAGACAGCACGGUGUGGAGCUUGGACAAGGCCAACGUGCUGGCGACGAGCCGGCUAUGGAGGCGGCACCAGCUCAUCGACAGCGCGGCCAUGAUCCUGGUCAAGAACCCGCGCGGGCUCAACGGCGUGGUCGUGACGAGCAACCUCUUUGGCGACAUCAUUAGCGACGAGGCGAGCGUGAUUCCCGGCAGCAUCGGCCUCUUGCCUAGCGCGAGCUUGAGCGGGAUCCCCGACGGCAAGUCCAAGUGCAACGGCAUCUACGAGCCCAUUCACGGCUCUGCCCCCGACAUCUCGGGCAAGGGCGUCGUCAACCCCGUGGGCACCAUUCUGUCCGUUGCUAUGCUUCUGCGCUACUCGCUCAACCUCGGCAAGGAGGCUGAUGCGGUCGAGGCUGCGGUGAAGAAGGCCAUUGACGGGGGCGCGAGGACCAAGGACUUGGGUGGAGAGGUCGGGACCAAGGAAAUGGGUGACGCUAUUAUCAAGGAGCUCGUUGCCAUUUUGAAGAACUAG
Messenger RNA from Parascedosporium putredinis, 1047 nucleotides. The record is from the annotation of a GenBank genome assembly. NCBI's taxonomy places the organism in Eukaryota, Fungi, Ascomycota, Sordariomycetes, Microascales, Microascaceae.